Cryptomeria japonica (Japanese cedar) is the source of this 1485-nucleotide messenger RNA. Its product is annotated as ethylene-responsive transcription factor CRF3. The transcript has 2 exons. Lineage: Eukaryota; Viridiplantae; Streptophyta; Pinopsida; Cupressales; Cupressaceae. Bases 316 to 1203 code for a protein of 295 amino acids. The record is from RefSeq and is a predicted model, not a curated record. Gene Ontology annotation, molecular function: DNA-binding transcription factor activity; DNA binding. Gene Ontology annotation, biological process: regulation of DNA-templated transcription.
CAAACUCACCACCCAGAUUCUCUCGCGAGCUUGCCAUAAAAAAAACCGCGUAGAAGAUAAUGGCGGGAGAGGCGGCACAAAAAUCUGGCAAGCAGAAAACGGUGUUGUUCAAUACUUUGCCUUGCGAAAGUCCGUUAAUAAGGGGAUGAAGGGGCCGCUUCUGUUGGAUGUGUAUAAAUCAUAAGUGUCCGGGGACUAGGAUUUUCCGGUAACUCAGUUCUAUCCUUGAUUUUCUUGCUGGAUAAAACGAAAACAGCAGUCUUUUGGAAUAGUUUGGAUCUGUAAGUUCAUAAAAAAGCAGCAGAGCAGAGGGCAAUGUCUUGUCUGGAUCGUCAGUUAAAGCAAGAUAAGGCAAUGGAAGUGAGUUGUAUGUCAGCCAUGGCGAAAGAAGAGCAGGUGCAGCAGCAGAGGCAAAAGAGGGGGCGCGGAAGACCCAAGAAGGAAUUAUCUGCAAAUCCCAUUCACAAUAAAUCCUCUCCUACUUCUUCACUGCAAGAAUGCAGGGGAGUGAAUGAGAGGAAGAGGAGACGGUACAGGGGAGUGAGAAAGAGGAGGACUGGAAAAUAUGGUGCGGAGAUUCGUGAGCCUGGGAAGGCGGGGUGGGUUUCGUUGGGGACAUUCGAUUCUGCAGAAGAAGCGGCCAGAGCCUUCGACAAAGCCGCAUGGCGGUUAAGAGGACGCCAAGCUGACCUAAAUUUUCCACAAGAAUGGCCCAAACCCAAACCCAAACCCAAACCCAAAUCUGACCUAAAUUCUCCACAACAAUGCCCGAACCCCAAAGCUGACCUAAAUUUUUCACAAGAAUGGCCGAAACCCAGCAACCCAAAUCCUCCUUCUCCCAUUAAUGUUAGUGAAUCGGCAUGCCUGUUAUCCGAUGUUUUCACAGAGUUCCCGGAUUUAUAUCAGUACUGGCAGCUAUUGCAAAAUCCAGGCUUAUCUGAGCAACUUUCUUCACUACCAAUCGUCCAACAGUGUGUGAAAACGUUGGAUCAGAAAGACUCAAAACAGGGUGUGAAAACAAAGAGUGAUUCAGCUUCAACACCCCCUGAACAGAAAGACAUGAAACAUCUGAAAGCUCAAAAGAUUUGUGGAUUUUCUUUUGGAGUACCAUCUUCGUAUGUGACCUUUCCAAAGAGAGAAGAAGAUGCCAAAUCUCUGCCAUGGACUGUAACAACGGAGCCUGGCUCAUCCAUGCCAUGGUAGUGAUUGCCAGUUUUUCUGUGAUUUUUCCAUUUUUGACUACCAGCAUUUUUUAAAAAGGCGGCUGGUUUUGUUCAUGGUGAUGGGACGAAAUACCACGUUGUUCCUCGGGGGAAAUAAAACUGGUUUUUUGGUUUUUUCGGUUGGUAACUUUUGUUUUAUUUUGCUUUAAAAAGUAAUUUUUAAUAGAAUGGUUCUGAGCUCAUUAGGGAUCAAGUUAAUGCAUAUAUCAUGAGGGAUGAGGUUGGGGUCGAACUCUCAUAUCAUACUAUUAUGUAAAUAUUU